Messenger RNA from Andrographis paniculata, 1882 nucleotides. Its product is annotated as pathogenesis-related genes transcriptional activator PTI6-like. The transcript has a single exon. Gene Ontology annotation, biological process: regulation of DNA-templated transcription. Gene Ontology annotation, molecular function: DNA binding; DNA-binding transcription factor activity. NCBI's taxonomy places the organism in Eukaryota, Viridiplantae, Streptophyta, Magnoliopsida, Lamiales, Acanthaceae. The record is from RefSeq and is a predicted model, not a curated record. Bases 718 to 1602 code for a protein of 294 amino acids.
AUAUAUCGAUCAGGAUUGACGACUGUAGGCCUCCCCCUCCCGCUGUCAAAUCUAACCCUAAAGUCCCAAACCUUAAACCCUAAUCCCGAAAGCUCCCCCGCGCCGGAACGCUUUGAUCACUGUGGAGAUAAGGAGAAGCGGCGCCGCAGGAAUCAUCGAUUACAAAGGGGGCUGCUGCGAUAGGAUAGGGUAGUGGUUUGGGGCGAGAGAGAGAGAGAGAGAUUUUAUGUCGAGAAGUUUUGAUUUGGCUGUUGUGUUUGGUGCUCCGUCGUCAAAGCUCUGUUUCUCGUUAGUUCCAUUGUUAUCGGCUCCUUGGUUGAGAAAAUCCCUCUGCUGUAGCGUCCAGCAGAGCAGUAUCGGUUUCUUUCCAACCGUUUCGAUGCGUUUGAGGCCCAAAAGGACUUGCUCUGGAGUCGUGUGUUUUGGGGUAUAUCACAUAAAUCGGUUAUUUAAUUUGUUCUUGUUCCUGAGAAGUCCUUCUAGUCUACAAGUUGUUGGUUAAACGUCCUCUGAAUCUACGCUGAACAACAUAUUUGCCAUCUGUGUUGAUUUGAUUACUGCAUUAAUUGUUUGGAGGAACGUUUUGCCUGGGCAUAUUUGCCUUUUGUGUUGAUUUGAUUAGUGCAUUCUUUUGGAGGAACGAUUUUGCCUGUGUGGAUAUUCUUUUUGAGGGAUUUGGAGUGUCAGAAGCCAGUUUUGCUGAAGAAAGAGUUAAUAAUGGGAAGACCAAUUCCACCAGCGCAACCCAAAAAAGCUAUGAGGAGGCUCCGGAUUAUUUGCAACGAUCCGGAUGCUACCGACUCAUCUGAUGAUGAGACGGUGACUGCAAAGAGGGAUAAGCGUGUCAUUCAUGAGGUGUAUUUUCCAAUUGGGGAAAAGUCUGCCAAAGGCAAAUAUAGAGGUGUACGCCAGCGGAAGUGGGGAAAGUGGUCAGCUGAGAUACGCGACCCUAUUAAGAACAAGCGGGUUUGGUUGGGCACUUUCAAUACUGCCGAGGAAGCAUUCAUAGCAUAUGAAUUGAAAAGAUUGGAGUUCGAGGCAUUGACUAGUAAUAUUGCUGGCCAACCGUCGUCCGAUAAGGGUUCACACAAUGCCAAUGCAAAACCCUCUGAGGAGGAGAAGGCUAAUCUGCAAGGAGAUGCUGCCAAUUGUAAAAGUGAGGAAUCUUGUGCAAGUGCAGUGUCGCCCGUCUCCCUUACUUCUCCUCCAUCAAUGCCUGAGUUGGAUUCACUGAUCUCAGCAGUUAAUGAAAAGUCCGAGGAUGAGAAGGCUAGUGAUGUAUCAGUGAAAGUUAAUAAUCUUGAGCCAGAUACGGCUGAUCUGGAUGAAGAACUGAUGGCUCUCGCAAAAAUUGGAGACGAGUUGGAUUUGGAAAUGAGUGUUGAUCCUAUUUUAUUCGGCAAUGAGUUCCUCCCCUCUGUGGAUGACUUUUUCAACGAUUUCUCCGACCUUCCAAUGUCUGGGCUCGACAAUGAUUAUCAGUCCUGUUCUUUACGGGAUUUCAAUUUGGAUUUCGACCAGGAAGCAUUCGAUGAAGCUUUGGCUUGUAUUGAUGAUGCACCCAUCCCGAUGAAUGGAGCCUUCAACAUAGUAUGCCCUUAAGUUUUGCAGCAUAGGAUAGUCGAGUUAAGUUAUUUCGAUCGAAUUUUCAGUUAUAGAUAUUCAGCCGAGAUUUUAGGCGAGGAGGGAUGGGGAUAUGUGAAACGGGUUGGGUAACUCUUUGGUUUUUCUUGUGCUGUUUGAAGCCGUCCAAAGUGGUUCUACCUGACCUAACUUUGUUAUGGUACUUCCUCUUUUACAUAACCCUUCCCCUUCCCUGCUCUCAGGCUUUCUUCCUUUCUUUUAUUUUCUUUCUAAUAUGAAGUUUUUUGACUUUGGUUUA